Plasmodium relictum is the source of this 3582-nucleotide messenger RNA. RefSeq names its product RNA helicase, putative. Gene Ontology annotation, molecular function: ATP binding; RNA helicase activity; nucleic acid binding. The record is from RefSeq and is a predicted model, not a curated record. NCBI's taxonomy places the organism in Eukaryota, Apicomplexa, Aconoidasida, Haemosporida, Plasmodiidae. The coding region runs from base 1 to 3582 and encodes 1193 amino acids. The transcript has a single exon.
AUGAAUAAUUACCCACUUUCUAUUAAUUCUUUAAAUGAACUACUUAACGAGAAUGAAAACAAUGAAAAAAAGGAAAAAAGUACAUUUUAUGAUUUAAAUUUGCCUAAACAAGUUAUAUGUAGUUUAAAACUUAUGAAUAUCAUAUACCCAUCACCAAUACAAUCAUUAUCUCUAAAAAAAGCUUUAAAUAAAAAAAAUUUAAUUAUUCAAUCAAGAAAUGGAACAGGAAAAAGUUUAUCAAUAUGUAUAAUUUUAAUAAGUCAAAUAUUUUUGAAAAUGCAAAAAUUUUUGAAAAGUAAAGUAAGUGAAGAAAAAUGGAAAAUUUUCAACAUAGAUAAUAUGAAAGAGAAAGAAAAUUAUGUAAAAGACGAUAAAAAAAAUAAUUUUUUGAAUGAUGAUUUGUUUUUUUUAUCAUUAUUUUUUUUCGGUAUAGUACUUGUACCAACUCGUGAAUUAUGUGUACAACUUUAUGAUAACAUUAAAAAAAUAUCUGAUAAUAUAAAAUAUAUAAAAGAUUAUGAUUGUUCCUAUACUAAUAACUCGGUUAACAAUUCAAUAGACAAUUCAAAUGAAAAAGACGACUUUAAAUACUCUGAAAAAAUAUACUUUAAAAUAAAAUCAAUAAUACUAUAUGGUGGAACAAAUGUAUUUGAAAAUGUAAUAAAUAUUUUUGUUUCCUUACCUAAUAUUAUUAUAUCUACACCUGGAAGAUUAAAACAUAUUUUGAGUAUUUUGAAAAAAUUAAAAAUGAAAUUAAAAAGCGAAAAAUACAAUAAAAUUUACGAAUUGUCUUAUUUAAAAAUAGUGAAUAUUUUAUUAAAAAAACUUGUUAUUGAUGAAAUUGACGCUCUUUUAGACGAGCAAUUUGAUGACCAAAUAAAAAUUAUUUUUAAUUAUUUAAUAACUUCAAAAAUUCAGAUACUAUGCUACAGUUCAACUUUUCUUGAUUCUCUUAUUUUAUCUUUUAUAAAAAAUGUAAACUGCUAUGAUCAAAAUUAUUUAUCUAAAUUAAAAAGUACUAAUUUAACUGAAUUAAGCAAUUUUUUAAAAGAAGAUAGCUUGAUUAAAGAAUUUCAAUUUAAAAAUGAUCUAUAUCAAGAUGACAAUAAUAAAAUAUUAGAAAAUAACAUAGAAAAUAAAACUAAUAAUAUAAUUAGUUAUGAAAUUGAAAGAACAAUGAAUAGCAAAAUCUAUGAUAAAAUGAAUAAAAAUCAAUAUGAAGACGAAAAUGUAAUGUAUAUAAAGAAAGACAACGAAUUCAAUAAAACUGGAGAUAGUAAACAUAAAAUUUUAAAACUAAGUAAUAAAAAAAUUAAAAAAAAAAAAAAAAAAAAAAAAAAGUAUAGGAAUAAUAAUAAAAGUUCUAAUAGUAUAAGAGCUGUAGAAGAAAUGUUACAAGUUAAAAGCAUAUUUUGUAAAAGUGAUAUAAUUAGGUAUAUUAUAAAAAAAAUGAUAAAAGAAAAAGAAAAAAUCCCGAAUUACACUAAUAAACAGAGAGAUUUUGAAUUUAUUCAAACUUGCACAUCUUUAAUUAUUCACUCGAACGGAAAUAAAAAAAAUAAAAUAAAUUAUCAUGUUAAUGAAAUAACAAAAAAUACUCAUGAAAAAAAAAUUAUCGAGGAAAAGGAUAACGUGCCAGAUGAAAUAAAAAUAAAAGAAGAUAGGAUAAAAUUAAAUAAAGAAAUCCUUAAUUCAGAUGAAAAAUCAAAUUCACCUGUUUUAUUAAAUAUUAAACAUUGUUUUAUAACAAUCAAUAACGAAAACUUAAACAAAAAAGAAGAGCUAAAAUAUAAAAUGAAAGUAUUACUAAAGAUAAUUAAUGAGAUAAAAUUUAAUCAAUGUUUUUUAUUUAUAAAUAACACAUAUGAGGGAAUACAAAUUACAAAGAUGCUAAAUAAAUUUGAUAUAUCAUCAUAUUAUACCAGUUCAAAAAUUGAACACAAUGAAAGAAUAGAACAUUUUAAAAAUUUCCAAAGUAAUAAAAUCAAGAUAGUAGUUUGUACUGAUGUAAUGAGUAGAGGAAUAGAUAAUAUAAUUUGCGAUUUAGUUAUAAAUUUUGACAUACCUCAAAGUAAAGAAACAUAUAUUCAUAGGUCAGGUAGAUGUGGUAGAUACGGUAAAAAAGGAUUGUGUAUAAGCUUAUGCAACUAUUCUGAUUACAAUUAUUUAUAUUAUUUUAAAUAUCAGUUGAAAUUAGAAGUUUAUGAUUUCUAUUAUAUAUGUAAUUCUUUGAGAAAAAAAGAAAAUGAAAACCAAAAUACCAGCAUAAAUAUUAACCUAACAAAACCCAAUAAUUCGAUAAAAUGUAUCAGUGAUGAAAACAGUGAAAGUAAUUACAACAAUAAUAACUGCUUAAAUGAAUACAACGAAAAUGAAAAUUUUCAUAUGAAUGAUGAAGACAUGAAUUCUAACGAAUAUUAUCAUGAUAAGAAUAUCUUAUACAAUGGCAACACUAAAUAUAUAAAUAAUUUAAAUAGUUGUGAACAACAAGAAAAAGAAAAAUUAGAAAAAAUACAUGAGUAUAAAAAAAAAAAUAAAAAAAGUAAAAUAUUAAAAUUAAAUAUUAAAGGUUUUUAUGGAAAGGAUAUAAAAAUUAUUGAAAAUGAAAAUAGUAGUAAGAGUGAUGUUUAUUUAAAAAUAUAUUUCAAAAAAUUAGUAACAAAAAUGAAAAUUGUAAAAAGUGAAAAAAAUUAUUUUUUUUUAAUACCGAAUGACAACAUUAAUUUUUUUAAAAAUAUUAACAUAAUUCAACAUAAAUCCAAUUUAAUUAUUUAUUUUACUUUUUAUAAGAAAAUCAAGAUAUAUUGGAAUUCUUAUUUUUUGAAUAAUUUAAAAAAAGAAAAAAAGAAAUACUGUAAAUCUAAUUUCUGCAUGUUUUUUUUUUGUAAUUCAAAUAAUUAUAUGAUUUUAAAGCUUUUUUACUCUUUUAUCUUUUUUUUUAAAUAUUUUAAAUACCCCUUUAAAGAAAAUUUUAAUCAUCUUUUAAUAUAUAAGCAAAAUUAUAUUGAGAAAAUAUACAAGGAAAAAAAUAAUAAUAAUAAUAAUUAUUUCUUGAUAAAUAAGAAAAGUAAAUGGAAACAAUAUAACUAUAUAUCAGACAGCUGGUUAUAUAAAAAAACAGAAAAAAAAAACUUACAAGAAAAAGGAAAAGUUUAUGAAACAGAUAAUCAAAUUUAUCUAAAUGAAGAAAAAGAAUACAUAAAAAAAUAUAGUUUUCCUUUUUUUUUUGUCAAUAGAAAUUAUUUAUAUGAAUCAUUUAAUUAUUUUCAUUAUAACAGCUCUUCGAGUAACGAUAUGGAUUAUAAUAUUUUAGAAGAAAAGGAAAAAGUGAAAUUUAAUACUUUAUCAUUAGAAUCAAUUUUUAUUUCCUUGAAUAUGAGCAUAAGAGAAAAAAAAAAUUUAAUUAAUUUUUGUGAGCAAUGCGAAAAAAUACAAUGUAAAAAUAAUGAAUUAGAAAUAAUUAGAAAAAUUAAUAACUUAUUAUCAUCUCAAAUAUAUCUCAACUUGAAUACUAAUGAAAAUGUAAAUUUACUAAAAAGUAUUUUUUUACAAAAUCAUAUAAAGUUACAUGAAAAUUUUUAA